Crotalus tigris (Tiger rattlesnake) is the source of this 3187-nucleotide messenger RNA. RefSeq names its product RAB8B, member RAS oncogene family (gene RAB8B). Lineage: Eukaryota; Metazoa; Chordata; Lepidosauria; Squamata; Viperidae. Gene Ontology annotation, biological process: cellular response to insulin stimulus; protein secretion; regulation of exocytosis. The transcript is spliced from 8 exons. Gene Ontology annotation, cellular component: plasma membrane; synaptic vesicle; endosome. The record is from RefSeq and is a predicted model, not a curated record. The coding region runs from base 25 to 648 and encodes 207 amino acids. Gene Ontology annotation, molecular function: GTPase activity; GTP binding.
CCCGCCCGUCAGUCGGCGGCGAAGAUGGCGAAGACCUACGACUACCUCUUCAAGCUGCUGCUGAUCGGCGACUCGGGCGUGGGCAAGACGUGCCUGCUCUUCCGCUUCAGCGAGGACGCCUUCAACACCACCUUCAUCUCCACUAUCGGAAUUGACUUUAAAAUCAGAACAAUAGAACUAGAUGGGAAGAAAAUCAAACUGCAGAUAUGGGACACAGCGGGCCAGGAGAGAUUCCGCACCAUCACAACAGCCUAUUACAGAGGUGCCAUGGGGAUAAUGCUGGUUUACGAUAUCACCAAUGAAAAGUCUUUUGACAAUAUUAAAAACUGGAUCAGGAACAUUGAAGAGCACGCUUCUUCGGAUGUGGAAAGGAUGAUCCUGGGCAACAAAUCUGACAUGAAUGAGAAAAGGCAAGUUUCGAAGGAAAAAGGAGAAAAGUUAGCAAUUGACUAUGGCAUCAAAUUUCUGGAAACCAGUGCAAAGUCCAGCAUCAACGUGGAAGAGGCUUUCUUCACCCUUGCACGAGAUAUUAUGACAAAACUCAACAAAAAAAUGAAUGACAACAUUUCGGCAGGGGCAAGCGGGCCCGUGAAGAUCACAGAGAACCGGUCGAAGAAGAGCAGCUUCUUUCGAUGCACGCUGCUUUGAUGAACUUCUCCUAAGAGACUGCAGCAUACCUAGAACAAAAAAAUACCUUUUCCUGCUUCUCCGAAAGCACAGGCUCCGCCCGGCUGCUGCUGAGGGCUCUGCUUGGACCUAGAAUGGGCUAAACCAAGAUAAUGGAUGGAGACUCUCUCUCUGUUGACUGCCAUCGUCUGUCUCCCCCUCCCUCCGAGACGUGGAAGCUGUGAAGUUGAGAGACUCCUGCCUGCCGGAGCUCCGUUUUCUUUCUUUCUUUCACUGCCUGCUUCAAAAACUGCUGAGUAUAUUCUUUGCACAUUUCUGUUGUCCUCGGUGGAAAGUUGGGGCCGAGGCAGAGAUGCCCAGUGGGUUGUUGGUUGGUUGUCCAGUCACUCUAGGAGCCCUCCUUACAGGCUUUGUCUGCUUCAUUUUCUUUCCUCUCCAGCGACUGCAAACGUCUUUGUUUAUCAAGGGCAUGAUCCUGUCCCCCCCCCAGGGGCAGCUAGGGCCUCCGGGGUGGGGGGAAGAGGGGGGGCUCUGCUAUCUGAAACAACAGUCCAUCCUCCCCUCCUUCAGGUGCAGAUCGUUGACCUCCGGUCCAGGCAGGAGGACCUAGGGCUCUGCGGCCUUCAAAGGGGAAUUGGGCCUUGUGGGAAACUGGGGUACACGUACGGUGGGCACACGUUCUGAACCCAGGGAUGCCAAUAAACAAUGCCACCAUAAUGUGGAGGUGGGAAACUCAAACCACUUAAAAGCUCCUGUGGGGUUCAGAUGGUUUAACAAAUACACACACCUGUGUCGGUCGAAAUGAAUUUGCUUUUCUGGUGCAGGAGGUUCCCUUUCUGGGUCCUGGAUGUCCCCUCGCUCUUGUUCCUUAAUCUGGCUCUGCGGAGACUUCGGGUCUGCUUCCUGGGGCAUUUGGUUGAACCCAGGGCCCGGUUUUCCUCCCUGCAUGAGGUGUGGUGACUCUUUGAACGCUGAUAGAGAAGGCCGGGCGGGCGCAGCCUGGGUCCCUGUCGAAAGGCAGCGAUGACUUGACGAGGACUUUCCUUGGGUCUUGAAGACGCAGAGCUUUAAGCAGACUGACACUGAGCUGCCUUUUCCAUUCCGGGCUUGGUGUGUGAUGCCGCAACCGGACUCCUCUGAACGGGUGCUUUGCUUUUAUUGACGUGCCAAACCAACGCGGGGCGGCUCCUGCCUCCCCCACCUGCCCUGGGAAGCGCUGCCUUCCCACAGUCCACUCUGUUCACCGUACAGGAUUUCAUUCCUGAGCACUGACCUCAGUCUUGUUACCUGAAGCAGGUGAGCUAUUUUGGCAGGCCUUCCUGUCUUCAGCUCCUCCAUUGGGCCCUUCGGAAAUGGCUGUGAUGCCCCCCUGAGGGUCAGCAAGUGGGCAGAGUCGGCCUCAUCCUCCCUUCAGCCCAAACGGUGCAGUGCUUUCUUUGAGAUGGGGGGGGGCUGUAUCCACAGGGCGUGCCCACCCUCAAAUCCUCCCUCUCAGGAUUGUCAUGAAACCCAAACUGUCGUUCAGUCUUUCCUUCCCUUGGCUUUCCUCUUGGUAUCCUUUUCUCCCAUAUCUUGGGUUCUGCCAACAGACGCUUCGUCUCUGAGAACAUUCCCUCGAGAGAGCCUGCAACUAGUUGGAAUGUUAUAAAGUGCUUUUUGAAGCAGCAGCAUAUUGGGGUAUCUACUCUGUUUUAUUAAAAAAAAUGCUAUUUUCUUACUUCUAGCUGUGCUACAGUGUACAUAAUUUGAGUAAGACCAUAGGAAAUUCACUUUAAGUUUGGUGUUGUAAGGUUAACACACAAUUAACUUUCCUUUAUAAUGUUAAAGUUUAGGUUUUGUUCCUGUCGGUUGUUUAAGGACAGAAUUAUUUCUUCCCUGCUGGAUUUUUUUUAAGAGACCGUCACCUGAAAACAACCUUAGUCUUAAGGAAGAGGAAUCACCUCUGCAGCCACGUGAAGGCCAAGGUGCCUGCUGAUUUUCCCCCCGCCCUGGCUCCCUGGUAGGGAAAGCUUCUCAAGAGCGAUCUGUUGCCUCUUCUCCUUCUCCAAUCUGGGUGCUCCAGAUGUGCCGGGCUGCUGUUCCCAUCACUCGGGGUUGGCUGCAGCACAGCACAUCUGAUGGGCAGCCAGUUGAGGAAAGGCCAACAGUGGCGGUGGGGUUGACCUCCCCUCCUUCGCAUGAGCAGAGCAGGCCCCUUGCAAAGCGGGGGCCCUCAGAAGCCAACCCUGGCUAGCACUGAGGCCCACCCCGGAGGGCUCCCUGCCUCUUCUGGCCCUUCUUCAGGGGGGGGCAUCGGACCUUGCUCCCCGUGAGAGGAGGGCUUGAGUCCUGCCCCCGUCCUGGGAAGGGAAGGCAGCCCGUCCGUCCUUUCAUCACGGCCGUCUUCUUCUCUCCCACUUUAAGGAUUCUUAAGUGUUACCUGCCCAGUUCCACCUCCAGGCUCCGGGGCUGCAUGUGAGGGAGGCCAUAAAAAGAAACUUCUGAACUUACAUCUUAUGUAUAGUCCCUGUAUAAUAUUUGCCAGCUUUUUUUUAAUAAAUGGGGUAUGUACACGUACCAA